GCGCGUGGUGGAGACUGGGUGCUGGUGGUGCUGUGAGCUUGCGUGCCGGUGCUGGGUGCUGGUGCUGGCCGUGCGCGUGGCGGACACAGGGUGCCGGAUUGCUUCAAUUUUCAUAUGAAAGUAUAUAUACGUGCACUAAAAAGACGCAUUGUUUUAAACAAACUCGUUUGUGUAUUAUAUAUAUACACCCACACACACACUUGAAAGAACAUCCGAAGCUAAGUUUGUCUCUAGCAAACCUCUUGUAUUGCAACCAGCCUGAACUGGUUUUGGUGCUCAAACACUCAUGUGGUCAUGUGCAAUGCUUUCGGUUUUUGGCCCUGUGGCAGACCUUCAACACCUGAUUUGGAGGAUUGCUCCUCCGCUUCUGAGGCAUCGAGCUUGAUGCUGCACAGGGCCACCGAUGACUUGCCACAGGAGGGACGCGUGGGCCGCAGUGUGGCACGAAGCAACCCGACCACGAAGGAUCGGCGCACAGCUGUGUCGCCCUUUCGAUCUCUGCCUGAAUUGCAUCCGCAUGAGGUGGAACUUCGAGUCGCUGUCAAGGAUCUUUCCAGAGACGUGGCUCCUGAAAAGUUCAGAUCAAAAGCCAAAAGCGUGGGAGGUUUUGUCUUCGGGCUGUUGGUCUUUCCACAAGGGACCAAAAGCGCUCCGGAGCAUGCCAGAAAGAAUCGGCCAGGAAAGAAAGAUGAUGAAAAGGAUAAAGACAAGGAUAAAGACAAGGAUAAAGACAAGAAAGACGACAAAGACGAUGAGAAAUCCAAGGUGAAUCGAACCAAAAAGGAAAAAGAAAAGGUGAAGGCUGCCCUUUUGAAGGAGGUGCCAAAAGAGAAGGACACCAAAGACGCUGACAAAGAUGACGCGAAGAAGGACAAGAAAGACACCCGGUGGAUCUCUGCCUUUGUUGAAGCACGACCUAGUGAAGACUAUCCUGCACACUGGUUCUUUGAAGACGUGCAGUUCCUCGUGUCUUUGAUCAACUUCCAGGACCUCAAGAAGUCCAUUGUGAAGCACGAUAAGCACACCUUUUCUCCUGUGGAGUCCUCCGAUGGGAAGGCCAUUGACCGUGGCUGGCAUGACUUCGUUCAUUGUGACGAAAAUACCUUGCGCAGCAGUGGCUUUGUGGAUCCAAAGGAUGACACCGUUUGCUUCCGUGCCUCUGUUUACUUGGCGGGUGGCGCGAUGAAGGUGAACUCAAAGACAAAGUCCAGGUACAUGAGCUUGAGCAAAAUUGAUCCUGGACUAAAUGAGAAAGUUCCCAGCUAUUUGAACAGCAUUGUGCAAGUCUGGUACCACCUGGGCUUCUUCAGAAAUGCCAUCUAUUCGGCCUCCAUUACCGGGCAACUCUCUCAACGGAAGUCCACCGUGCUUCCAGCCUUGCGGGAGAUUUUCGUCCGGCUCCAGCACCGCACGCUGCCUGCCUCGUGCUCGCCUCUUUGCAGCGCUUUUGGAAGGAAGGGCUGGUCGAAGAUGUGCAAGGCAGAUCCAGAUUCCUUUUGCACGGAGAUCUUCCAGAGUCUUGGGGCGGAAUUCAUCCCUUCGGCUGACGUGCUCAAGGCAGAGGAGGCCGCAGUGAAGGCUGCAGCAAAGGCCAAAGGCAAAGCAGCCAAGGCCAUUCCUCGUGUGGAAGUGCCACAGGAGAACAGAGCCUUGUGGGAGUCCAUUCAGGAGAUGUUUGAAUUUGAGGUCGAGUGGAUUGCCCAGGCCGUUGAUGGGGGUGAUUUCUCUGAUAGCUCCGUCUAUCAAGGCCCCUGCUUCACUCUGGUGGUGAGAGGCUUUGCUCGCUUGGAGGACACUUUGGAUCACUACUUCUCCCCGAAGGUGAUUGAAGAUGGCGGGCUUCGUGUUCGCACGAUGCGGAAGUUUCGGCGAAUGCCUACGGUGCUCCAGUGGUAUUUGAAGCGGGGUGACUACGACUGCUGCACAGGGCUUUCGGGUGUCACAGACACCUACCUGAGUUUCCCGCGGCAGAUUGACAUGGGCAAGUACUCCGAAGGGGCGGGUCUCUACCAUCUCUAUUCCAUCAUGGUCGAGUGUGACGAUCACUUUCUCUCCUACAUUCGACCGGAGAUGGAAGGUGACCGGGGCCAAUGGUAUCGCUUUGAUGAGAGAGACAGCUCCUGUGCUGUCUCUAACGCCACGGCUGUGGACUCCUCCUUCGGGGGUGAGGAAUGGCUGUGUGUGAACUACUUGUACGGGCCUUCUGCUGUGCUAAAGCGGCCAAGGGAGUCCCGCGCCUGUAUGCUCAUCUAUCUCAAGGACGAGGCCCUGAGCACCUUGCUCCGCGAACCUCGGCUGCCGAAGCUUUGCCCGGAGUUGCACGUGCCCCUGCAGCGGGAUAUGCCACAGGCGGGCUCUGUGGAGUUGGAGGCAGCCAAUCGUGCAGAAGCCGAGCUCCUGGAGGACCUCGACGCGGAACUGAUGGCGGAGGUGCGAAAGAAAAAGGCAAAGCAAAAGAAGAAGCAGAAGGAGAAAGAGCGGAAGAACCAGGCGAAGGCUGAAGAGCCUGAGAAUGCAAACGAUGGCAAGGACGAACCAGAGGAGAGUGAGGAGGAGGAAGAGGAGGAGCCUCCAAAGCAAGACAAACUUGAGGCACCAGCCACUGUCCAGCAAGAAUCCGAUGAAGAAGGAUUUCAGGAGAGCUUUGGUGCUGCUCGCGGAAAGAAAGCUCGAGGUGGCGCCAAAGCGAAAGCAGGUCCACCUGCGGAAAUGAACAAGAGCAGCAAGAAAAAAGAGACUAGCAAUGCAUAUCCUGUGCAAGUGGCUCCAGUGCUGGCUCCUGCACCUGCAAAAGUGAAGCAAAGUCGAGAGGAGAUAAGCUUUGCAGCACCCAAGCUGCAGGAGCCUGAGAGGGAGGAUACCAAAUCGGCCAGCGAAGGCCGUCGUUCUCCACGGAGCAGUGAUGCAGGAAGCACUGCUGGAAGCGUUGCGAAGGGAGCGGGGCGCGCAGAGCCGAAGGCCUUUCAAUCCCAGCCAAUGCAGGCUAAGGCCUCCACCGCGGCUUCGCAGCCCAGCGAGGGCACGCCCAAAGCGGUGGCGAAUGGCCCCAGGCUUAAUGGCAAUGCCCCGCCACCGCGAGUGAAUGGAGCGGUGCCAGCUCCCUCUCAAGCAAAGCCUGUGAAGCAAAGCGAGCCGCAAAAAGCGCCACAAGCCCCACAACCAGGCUCUGGCCCCGGGGCAACUUCCUCUGCCCGGGCUGCCACCGGGUCCACAGCGAGCAUGUCCUCGCUGGCCACGUCGGAUAUGGGCGGAGAAGGUGAGGUGCGACAUCACCCUUCGUCGUCCUCGCGUGCAUGGCCGACUGAUGAUGGUGUGAAGGUCUAUCCUGAGCAACUCAUCACGCCGACAGAGGGCACGCUCGACGAGUAUGCGCAGUUUGUGUGCGCGCUCUGCAAGCUGGUUUCGAGGCACCCGGUGAUGAUGCGCUCAUGCACCCACAUCUUCUGUGGGUGCUGCUUCGGAGACUGGGUUGACAAGACCAAGCCAAAUGUCGUUUGUCCGACAUGCCAGCAGGCAGUGAGACAAACAGAUGUGGUGCGGCUAGAGUCGGCAACAGGACCAGCCUUAUCCUUAUUGCAUCGGCUCUACAGCGGAAUGAAGGUUCGCUGCGUGUAUCACGCGGAGCAGAGGAAUGAGGUGAACCCGGAGGUGGCCAAAGCCAGGGCGAGUAAGCUGAGCUGUCCGUGGAGCGGAGCUUUGCUGGAUUUCACCGUACACCUUGGCAAUUGCCAGGUGCAUGCGGCGGUCAGCAGCGAAAGAAGCUCCCGUACCAGCAGAGGCGCCCAAUCAGUGGCAGCGGCCCCUGCUGCGCCUCAGCAAAUGACUGGUUUGUUCCUGGUCACUUCCAGUUACCAGGAGCAGGACCGCCCCGCUGGCACCCUUGCAGUGCAACGUGGAAGCUGUGUCUUUGUGACACAAUUGGAUGAGGAGACGUCCCAGUGGGCCCUGGGCCAAAUCUACCAGGACUUUACUCCAGUGUCUCCUCAGGGUUGGGUGCCGCGAAUGAUGCUGACCCCAGCGCUUUUCCGUGCGCACAGUGCCUUUGACGCUACGUCCCAACAGGCGCAAAGCUCGCAGUUGCAGCUGCACGUGGGAGAUGUUGUAACAGUGCAGAGUUUGCACAACGGCUGGACCUAUGGAACAAAGACUGCUGGGACAGCUCACGGCGGCCAAGCGGAGUCUGGAUGGUAUCCACAGGCAUGCAUUUCCGAGCAGCCCCUUCCGCUGCUGAGUUGAAAGACUCCCGCUGCAACGAGCGAGCGAAAGCAAUUGCUAGGCUUCAGCAAAGCAGGUG
Molecule: messenger RNA, 4294 nt
Organism: Durusdinium trenchii
Lineage: Eukaryota; Dinophyceae; Suessiales; Symbiodiniaceae
Source: the annotation of a GenBank genome assembly